Rubroshorea leprosula is the source of this 452-nucleotide messenger RNA. The record is from the annotation of a GenBank genome assembly. NCBI's taxonomy places the organism in Eukaryota, Viridiplantae, Streptophyta, Magnoliopsida, Malvales, Dipterocarpaceae.
GAAUCCGCACUCAUCAAGUUCUCAAAUUCAAAGCAUUUGUACGUAGCCAACAGUAGCAAUGGUGGAGAUCUUUAGCAAGACCGUCGAGAAAAAUGAGAUUGAGGGAAGAAAAUUGAGGCUUCGGGGUCCAGAAUUUGAUAAACUUCCAACUGGGGCGUUCGAGGUUACAGAUAAUCAGAGUAGUAGAACAUGGAGCUGUUACAGAAAAUCGUCCGAUGGUCAGUACCAUCUCCAUGUUGAAGAAUGGGAUCAUUUUGUGGAAACAUUAGGCAUUGGAGAAGCUGGUAGCAGGAUCAGCCUUCACAAAGAAGUUGAUCAUUACAGCCCGGGAGCUCCGUCGUCCUACGUAUUUAAAGACUGAAAUUGAGAAAGUGGUUGUUCAUAUUCUUAUACUUGCUUUUAAGUAUUUCCUAGUUGAGUGUCUUUUUAGAGAAUAAAGAAUGUUUUUUUCA